Messenger RNA from Bufo bufo (common toad), 1726 nucleotides. RefSeq names its product solute carrier family 25 member 24 (gene SLC25A24). The transcript has 10 exons. Gene Ontology annotation, biological process: transmembrane transport. The coding region runs from base 124 to 1545 and encodes 473 amino acids. Gene Ontology annotation, molecular function: calcium ion binding; ATP transmembrane transporter activity. NCBI's taxonomy places the organism in Eukaryota, Metazoa, Chordata, Amphibia, Anura, Bufonidae. Gene Ontology annotation, cellular component: mitochondrial inner membrane. The record is from RefSeq and is a predicted model, not a curated record.
AGGGAAUUCCCUCCCUGGGCGGUGUCCUGUCACCCUUCUAUUACUCGCUUGCCUACAUUUUUUGGCUUCUAGCCUCCAGCUCCUUCCCCAUCUGUCUUUACGUCCAGCCGGUCAGCUGCCGCCAUGUAUGAACACAUCCGUAAAGUGGUGCUGAGCAGAGCGGUCUGCGAGGAGUCCGACACCAGGGCCAAGUAUGCGGAGCUCUUCACCAAACUGGACAUCAACCAGGAUGGGAAGGUGGACAUCUUGGAGCUUCAGCAGGGCCUCAAGGCUAUGGGCAUGGCUGUGGCAGCAGGCGCUGAAGAGAAAAUUGUUGCAGCUGGUGAUACAAACAAGGAUGGACAUCUAGAUUUUGGAGAAUUUAUGAAAUAUUUGGAAGAACAUGAGAAGAAAAUGAAAAUUGCAUUUACCAGCCUAGACAAAAAUAAAGAUGGGAAGAUAGAAGCAUCUGAAAUCACGAAUUCGCUUAAGAUUUUGGGCAUAAACGUCUCUUUGGACCAUGCAGAGAAAAUCCUCCAAAGUAUGGAUGCAGACGGAACCCUUACUGUUGACUGGAAUGAGUGGAGGGACCAUUUUCUGUUUAACCCAGCUGAUAACAUUCAAGAAAUUAUCCGUUACUGGAAACAUUCAACGGUUCUGGAUAUUGGUGACAGCCUCACUAUCCCUGAUGAGUUCACUGAAGAAGAGAAGAAGACUGGCCAAUGGUGGAGACAGCUGUUGGCUGGGGGGAUGGCUGGAGCGGUGUCCCGUACAGGAACUGCACCCCUUGAUCGUCUGAAAGUCAUGAUGCAGGUCCAUGGGUCUAAAGCAAACACAAAUAUGUUAAGCGGUCUGAAGCAAAUGAUAAAGGAAGGAGGUAUCCGGUCCCUGUGGAGAGGAAAUGGAGUGAAUGUCAUUAAAAUUGCUCCAGAGACAGCCAUGAAAUUCUGGGCAUACGAGCAGUACAAGAAGAUGUUCACCUCAGAGAGUGGCAAAUUGGGCACAGCAGAGCGAUUUAUUGCCGGGUCUCUAGCAGGAGCAACGGCGCAGACUUCAAUAUACCCUAUGGAGGUCAUGAAGACACGUUUGGCUGUGGCAAAGACAGGACAAUAUAAGGGAAUGUUUGACUGUGCAAAACAGAUUCUGAAAAAAGAAGGUGUGCUGACCUUUUAUAAAGGCUAUGUACCCAAUAUCCUGGGCAUCAUUCCUUAUGCCGGCAUUGACCUUGCCAUCUAUGAGACCCUUAAGAAUGCCUGGCUUCAGAAAUAUGCAACAGACUCUGCCAACCCAGGAGUGUGGGUCCUUCUAGGCUGCGGCACCGUUUCCAGUACCUGUGGCCAACUGGCUAGUUAUCCAUUAGCCCUUAUCAGGACUAGAAUGCAAGCUCAAGCUUCAAUAGAGGGUGCUCCUCAGCUAAACAUGGGGGGCCUCUUCCGCAAGAUUAUAGCUAAGGAGGGUUUCCUAGGUCUCUACAGAGGAAUUGGUCCAAAUUUCUUGAAAGUGCUUCCCGCUGUCAGUAUCAGCUAUGUGGUGUAUGAGAAGAUGAAGGUGCAUCUUGGGAUCUAGAAAUAUCGAACUGCCAAGAUUUCUCCUCAGGAACUCCAGUGUGUGUGUGUAUAGUUUUGGCUGUGUGAAUUCCUCAGUGAACUAUGAACUCUUCAUGAUAAGAACCUCUGGACCUACUGAGCCAUUGCCAGCCUAUAUCAUGUGUAUGGCAGUUUGUAUUAUUAUAGCCUGUCAUUUUCUA